Molecule: messenger RNA, 1131 nt
Organism: Solanum stenotomum
Lineage: Eukaryota; Viridiplantae; Streptophyta; Magnoliopsida; Solanales; Solanaceae
Product: E3 SUMO-protein ligase SIZ1-like
Exons: 10
Coding region: 1-1131 (376 amino acids)
Biological process (GO): protein sumoylation
Molecular function (GO): zinc ion binding; SUMO ligase activity
Source: RefSeq, a predicted model, not a curated record
AUGUGUGUGUCUAAGUCACAAGUUGUCUUGGAUGAGGAAUUCGAAGAUCCUAACCAGAUGACGAUUCGAUGUCCCUGUGGAAGCUCAUCACAAACUGAACCAAUAAUUCAGUGUGAAGAUAGAAGAUGCCGCGCAUGGCAACAUGUAGAUUGUGUCAUUAUUCCAGAAAAGCCUGUCGAGGGAGUUGCUCAGCAAAAUACUCCUGAAACUUUUUAUUGUGAAUUGUGCAGAUUGAGUCGUGCAGACCCAUUCUGGGAGAUGAUUGAUAACCCUUUAUAUCCUGUGAAGUUUGGUUUUACUAGUGCUCCAGCAGAUGGCAUAAACAUUGAACAGAGGAUUGAAAAAACAUUCCAACUCGGUAGAGCCAGCAGAUACCUAUUGGCAAAACAGGAAUAUGAUCUUCAGGCUUGGUGCAUGCUUCUGAAUGACAAGGUACAAUUUAGGAUGCAAUGGCCUCAGAAUGUUGAUUUGCAGGUCAACGGAGUUCCAGUGAAUUGCAUAGAUAGAAGUGGCUCACAAUUGUUGGGUGUAAAUGGCCGCGAUGACGGUGCAAUAAUCACACGUUGCUUCAGAGAUGGAAUUAACAAAAUAUCAUUAACCGGAUGUGAUGCUCGUGCAUUUUGCGUAGGGGUUAGACUUGUAGAGCGACGUACUAUCCAACAGGUUCUAAACAUGAUCCCUAAGGAGGCUGAUGGUGAGAUAUAUGAAGAUGCUCUUGCUCGCGUUUGUCGUUGCAUUGGUGGUCGUACAAUAACUGAAAAUGCUGACAAUGACUGUGACCUUGAAGCUGUCGUUGCUGAUUUUGUUCCUGUCAAUCUUCGAUGCCCUCUAAGUGGUUCAAGAAUGAAAAUUGCUGGAAGAUUCAAACCUUGUUUACAUAUGGGCUGCUUUGAUCUUCAAGUAUUUAUUGAAAUGAAUCAAAAGUCUAGGAAGGCAAGCAUCUUUAUACUAUGUUUUUCGGUUGGGCACACAGAGCGGGCCUUGCUAAAUCAAGCCCAUGCCCGCAUAAGUGGAGGUCGCUUAAGCGAUGCCAGGGCCAAGCUGGCCAGGCUUGCUAACGUGAUGCCCUGGCAACUAAAGCGAUGCCCGCUUAAGCGAGCCAAGGCUGCUAAGUGGUUGCCGCCUGACUAG